GCCCAGUCACUCUCCUCAAAACAUUCUCCUUUCCCUCUUAAUAUAGUGCCUUAUUCUGCCCAUAAAUCCUUUGGACAGUAGCUGAGAAUAAUUCCUACAUAACUUUCUACUUCAUAUACAACUGCAGCAACCCACAACCACUCCUUUCAGAUUUCAACCAGUCUAUACCAUCCUCUGGGCUUGGAAGGAUUUGUAGCUUAUACAAUAACAUACAUAAGUCAUAUAUCCUUUCGGACAGCGAUCAAUUACUAUUGUUGUUAUAGCAGCAGUACAAAAAAUCAACAUCGAAGAGGCCGAAACGUUUCAAGAUUAUUAUCAUUUGGAUUUGAAUCGAACUCAUUCAAAUUAUAUUAACAACAUCGCAAAAUGUGUAAAGAAUUGUAUGUGUAUCAUAAGUCGUGCGGUGGCGAUGGUAUCAAACCAUGCAUCUGUGAUAAGUCAUGUCCAUACUACGAACCCUACUUCGCAAGUACCUGCAACUCUACUUGGCUAAGAGGAGAUGAUAAUUCUACAUGUAAGAGAUGCCCCCACAGAGCCAUGGACGACGAAAGAGAUAAGACCGGACAAAUUAUGCCUGUCGUCGCGUGUCACAGCUGUCCCGGACAUGAGGGUCACAUGAAGGGCGCCGAUCUACCAAAGGCUAAUCCUAGCCAUCGGUCAGCUAUAUCAAAAAGAGCAAUAGAAAUCAAGAACCAGUUUGAACGUUCAAACAUUCCAGCAAGACCUUCUUCAGUAAAAACUGCUGGAGCUUCUCUGGCGAGAGGGCCAGAAUUUGCAGAGUACCUUGGGAAAGUUUUGGCCCAAAAGAUGUAACAAUUCGUGAUGAAGUUAUUAUCAAAGUAUUCUAGCGUCAAAUGACUUCGCAAUCAAUUCCAGCACGCCACA
This is a messenger RNA of Botrytis cinerea B05.10, 885 nucleotides long. RefSeq lists its product as hypothetical. The transcript is spliced from 2 exons. The record is from RefSeq and is a predicted model, not a curated record. Lineage: Eukaryota; Fungi; Ascomycota; Leotiomycetes; Helotiales; Sclerotiniaceae. Bases 367 to 813 code for a protein of 148 amino acids.